Molecule: messenger RNA, 609 nt
Organism: Erythranthe guttata (spotted monkey flower)
Lineage: Eukaryota; Viridiplantae; Streptophyta; Magnoliopsida; Lamiales; Phrymaceae
Source: RefSeq, a predicted model, not a curated record
UGGAAAUUAUUAAUGAUUGACGAGAUAUAUUCCAAAAGUCAAGUGCGCCAUUAUUCGUCUGCUUGUUGAUAAUAAUAGAUUUAAAUAUACAACUAUAUCAGAGAGAGAGAGAGAGAGAGAGAGGAGAGAGAAAGAGUUAAUAAUGGAAAGGGAGAGUACUGAGAGGAAGAGGAAAAGGGGAGAGAAGGUGGAGGCUGUGAGGAGGAGGAGCAAAGGAAAAGCAGAGUUGGCUCCGCCUCCGCCUCCGCCUCCGCCGCCAACGGAGGAGGAGGUUGAUGAGUUCUUUAUUAUUCUGAGGAGGGUGCGCGUCGCCGUCAAGUAUUUCGCCAACCGAUCUUCCGACAGUGAAAGCGGUGCCAAUGGGCUGAAGGAGGACGCCUCUGCCUUUGACGCCGCCGCCGCCGCCGGAAAGAGGGUCGAUAAUUUCGCUCUGGAUCUCAACGUUGUACCCUAAUUGGACACUCAAUUAAUUAAUUAUUAUUAGUGUAAUUCUGGAUUUUUCAAUUAUGAGAAAUAUAAUGUACGAUCUGUGGGUAAACUGGGUAUGCAAAAAUGACUCAUUUAUCUGUUCUGUGAUUUAUUCUGAAUUUUUCUUUUUCUUCUUUUUUU